GAGUAAAUUCUCUCGUUUCGCUUCUUCCUCUCUGAUGUUAGCAGGCGACACCUAGCACUCCUAGGUGGAUGCUACCGUACCGCCACAUGUUUUUGUAUUUUAUUAUUUAGAUAUUAUACAUAUAUUUCACCGGUACCAACUCGUAGUAAGUUACGACGAGCUAAAAGCAAAAUGUCAGCAAGUGCGGUGUAUGUGUUAGACCUCAAAGGCAAGGUUCUGGUUUGUCGUAACUACAGAGGAGAUGUGGACAUGUCAGAGAUUGAGCACUUUAUGCCCAUCCUCAUGGACAGAGAGGAGGAGGGCAACUUAUCCCCUAUCCUGGCCCACGGAGGGGUCCGCUUCAUGUGGAUCAAACACAACAACCUGUACCUUGUAGCAACGUCUAAGAAAAAUGCCUGUGUCUCCUUGGUCUUCUCUUUCCUCUACAAAAUUAUCCAGGUUUUCUCAGAGUAUUUUAAAGAAUUGGAAGAGGAGAGUAUCAGAGAUAACUUUGUCAUCAUCUAUGAGUUGAUGGAUGAGCUGAUGGACUUUGGCUACCCCCAGACUACUGACAGCAAGAUCCUUCAAGAGUACAUCACCCAAGAGGGGCACAAGCUGGACACAGGGGGCCCGCGCCCCCCUGCCACCGUCACCAACGCUGUGUCCUGGAGGUCAGAGGGCAUAAAGUACAGGAAGAAUGAAGUCUUCCUGGAUGUCAUCGAGUCUGUUAAUCUUCUGGUCAGUGCAAACGGUAACGUACUGCGCAGUGAGAUCGUGGGCUCCAUCAAGAUGCGUGUGUUCUUGUCAGGGAUGCCUGAGCUGCGUCUGGGCCUCAACGACAAAGUUCUGUUUGAGAACACUGGCCGAGGGAAGAGUAAAUCAGUGGAGCUGGAGGACACGAAGUUCCACCAGUGUGUGCGUCUGUCCCGCUUUGAGAAUGACCGCACCAUCUCCUUCAUUCCCCCCGAUGGAGAGUUUGAGCUCAUGUCCUACCGCCUCAAUACACACGUGAAGCCCCUGAUCUGGAUAGAGUCUGUGAUAGAGAAACACUCCCACAGCAGGAUCGAGUACAUGAUCAAGGCUAAGAGUCAGUUCAAGAGGCGGUCCACGGCCAACAACGUGGAGAUCCACAUUCCAGUUCCCACAGAUGCGGACUCGCCCAAGUUCAAGACCACGGUGGGCAGUGUCAAGUGGAUCCCAGAGAACAGUGAGGUCGUCUGGUCCAUCAAGUCAUUCCCGGGGGGUAAGGAGUAUCUGAUGAGAGCCCACUUCGGUCUGCCAAGUGUGGAAGCAGAGGACAAGGAGGGGAAGCCCCCCAUCAGUGUCAAGUUUGAGAUCCCCUACUUCACUACGUCUGGCAUCCAAGUGCGCUACCUGAAGAUCAUUGAGAAGAGUGGCUACCAGGCUCUGCCAUGGGUUCGAUAUAUCACACAGAACGGAGAUUACCAGCUCCGAACCCAAUAGAAGCUGCAGCAGGGGAAAAAAGGACCCAUAUUUCCAGGAUGUAUAAUUACCUAUAGUCCUAUGUCAUGGGCCGUUGUUGUCAAAUGUCUUAAUAUUUGUUUUCAUUUCCAUCUUUAAAGUUUGGUUCAAGUUUAGUGCCAUAAUAUGAAAAUGAUACUCCUCUGAAAAUUCCGAAUUUAGGCUUUUAUUUGUUUACAGUUGUACUCCUCCAAAAGCAGUGAAAUGUAUAAUAUUUCUAGAGUUACGCAAAGGUAGGUCAGUUGCAAAUAAUGAAUACAAUUAUUGAUACUUUACUUCCUUGUGGUCUAGCGUUCGAAGCUGCUGCCUCCAGAUCACAUAUACCGCUGCAGCAUGGGUUUGGAUCUGUACCACUGCUAUGUCCUCUCUCCUUCCUCUCUAUAUCUUUCCUGUCCAAUAAAAACAGAAAAUAUGUGAGUGGGACUGCCACACUCCUUUAAAAAAAAAAUUAUAUAUACUUUCCCCCUUUUCCAUCUAAAUUACCUGCUUGAAAUGUUAUUUCAUAGGUCAAUUUCAGGUGUUACAAGUUGAGUGUGACCAACGAAACAGUACAGUGUUAUAAGAAGCUAAUGUGAAUUGACAAACUGCAUUCUUCAUUUCUCUGUUCCAUUUACUUGGUGAUAGCCUGACUCAAAGCUGAAAAAGCUCUUUAAUCUAUUUUGUCUGGUCAGGCUUCAUCAGACAUCAGUCUGUGUGGCUGUUAUGAUGAGAUAAGGUGCAUUGGUACAUUCAUGCAGAUCAAAGUGAGCACUUAAAAUAGACAAUGUAAUAAAAUAUGUGCCACAUUA
Coregonus clupeaformis (lake whitefish) is the source of this 2249-nucleotide messenger RNA. RefSeq names its product AP-1 complex subunit mu-1. Bases 172 to 1443 code for a protein of 423 amino acids. Gene Ontology annotation, molecular function: clathrin-cargo adaptor activity. The record is from RefSeq and is a predicted model, not a curated record. Gene Ontology annotation, biological process: vesicle-mediated transport; intracellular protein transport. Lineage: Eukaryota; Metazoa; Chordata; Actinopteri; Salmoniformes; Salmonidae. Gene Ontology annotation, cellular component: clathrin adaptor complex; clathrin-coated vesicle. The transcript has 12 exons.